CUAUUUCACAACUGCAUACUCAAUGGGGAAAUACGCAUUCUUGAAGCGAGGUGCAAACGACUCCGAUGAGAGCUUUCAUUGUUGCGGGAAAGUGGAAGAUUUGGCCCGCGAGGCUUACUUUUUUUCUAAUCAUGCUGGCUCGGUCGAGACGAUCAAGCCAGCAACUGGGCUUUAUUCGUUGACUGAGGAAACAUCGACGCCAGUUGAAAGUACCAUGCAGCAGUCAACAUCACGCUCUGCUUCAACUCGGCCAUACUACCUACCACCUCCACCGAUGAGACCUCUUUAUAGCAAGUCGACGCCAGUUGAAAGUGAGAUGCACCAGUCAACAUCACACUCUGCUUCAACUCGCCCAUACUACCUACCACCUCCACCGAUUAGACCUCUUUAUAGCAAGAGCGUUGGAAAUCUAAAUUCGGUAGAUCAGGAAAGGAAAAAAGCUCACCGGAAGUCAAGCUUCCCGGAUCGAAUCCUGGCUGAGGAGCGAUUCGAAGAUUGUUCGAAAGCUGUUACAAAACAAUCUCCUGUGUGGCUCGGCGUCAUCUUGCUCAACACCGACCUCCCCAACACCGACCUCGGCAAGACCGACAACGCCGACUAG
Molecule: messenger RNA, 601 nt
Organism: Puccinia graminis f. sp. tritici CRL 75-36-700-3
Lineage: Eukaryota; Fungi; Basidiomycota; Pucciniomycetes; Pucciniales; Pucciniaceae
Exons: 4
Coding region: 23-601 (192 amino acids)
Source: RefSeq, a predicted model, not a curated record